AUGUUUAACCCGCACAUGCACCAGCAGCAGCAGCAGCAGCAGCAGUUUCAGCAGCAUUUACGUCAACUUCAUCAGCUCUUCCAUCAGCAGCAGCCUCCUCCCCCUGCUCAGCCCCCCGCGGGUCGCCAUGUCCCUCACCCGCACCAGGGUCCACGACCUAUGCCGGUAAUGCCUCAGUCAGUCCCACCUUCGAGGAUGGUCAACUUAUGCCAGACCACUCAGACCACCAUCAUCGCUCCCAAUCCCAUGCUCCAAGGGGCCAUGAUGAUGCAGCAGAUGCAAGGGAACAUGCGAGGGUUUGGAAUGGGCGGGCAGCAGUUUCGUCAGUUCUUUGCCGGGGCUCGCUCCUCUCUGCUUGGGCCCAUGCCGAUGGGCGUGGCCAUAAAGUCUCCCAUGAUGGGCUUCCCACCUGCGAGACCCCCGUAUAACCCUCACCAACCUCGCUACUACAACAAUAACCAAAGUGUUCCCGGACCCUCCCCCUCCCCCGCCACCUCCAGCACUCCGGCGGCUGCGGCUGUAGCUCGUCAGCCGGAGAAGAGAGACAUUGAACAGGUUUCUGUGAUUCCACUGAAGAACAAUGAAGAUCAACCCGGACCCAGCACCGCGACGGAGGCCGAUGGAGCCGGUGGCCACGUACGCAGUGAUAAUGAUAACUGGUGCUACACAAUAACAGAUGAGUACAGUGUUCCACCGGACUUCAAAAAGCAGAAAAUGCACAGCUCUGAGGUGAUCGAGGAGAUAAUUGAUGACACCGAGGAGGAGCGUGUCCCCUGCACAAGUGACGCAGAGAUUCUGUCUUCAAACAACGAUGAUGUCGAAGAAAUUGGUUCCACUGUGGGCUCAGAGGUGCUGGAUUCAGACCACACGGGCACCGCAGCAGAGACUCAAGAAUAUCCACCUGACCCUGUGGAACGGUCUGUGGAUGCCCCCGCGGAGGAGGCCCCGCCCGACGAGGAUCUGCUUGACGAAAACCAGGAAGUGGCAGAAGACGGCGUGGACGAGGGCCCCAACAAGUACUACUGCUAUCUGUGCAGCAUCACGUGUCCGACCCAGAACAAUUUCCGAAACCACAUGAACAGCAUUUCCCACCAGCAGAGAAUGAUGGAGAUACAGCACAUGAGCAACGCCUGCCUGGUCACUCUGCUCCCGCGGCUUCACGACACGCUGCAGGGCGCCGCGAAGGACGGUGAGAAGAAUGAGUGGAAGCGUUGGUGUGCGAGCUGCCACACAGACUUCACCUGCAGCAUUCUGGAGCACCGCCAAACCCAGGAGCACAAAAUUGCGAGAAAAAUGUGUGUUUCCUCCUGCACCAUCUGCCACAAGAACUUCAAGUCUUCUCAGAGUUUUCUAAAGCAUUUGCAGAGCGCCGAGCACCGGAAGAAAGUGGAAAUGGACGAUGAAGGCGAGGGCUGCAUGGACCAGACGAAGAUCCCAGAUGGACUUUUGGUGGAAGAGGAGGGGGCUGACUCUGAGGAGGAGGAUCGAGCAGAGUCGGACAAACAGGUUGGAACGACAUCUACAGAAGUGACAGCGGAGAACAUGGACGCCUCAGUCCAGUACGACCCUGACACACUCUACGGAGGGAGUUUUUUGGUCCCUGUAGCAGGUUUUAUCUGCAGACUCUGUAAUAAGUUUUACCACUUUGAGUCCUCCAGUCUGCACUCGCACUGCAAAUCUCUGGAACAUUUUGAAAACCUCAAGAGAUCCAAAACGGACCAAAAACAUGAAGCAAGAGAUGAAGAGUCCGGCCCCUGCUCUCCUCGUCCCACUGCAGAUCUGACCCCAGAUCAGCCACAGGAGCUGAGACCACAGACUAAAGAGACUCUGCAAGACAUCACCUUCAAAACAGACGCAGAUGCAGCCGCUGCAGGCGCAGAUGCAACAGACGCAGAUGCAACAGACCCAGCUGCUGUAGACGCAGCUCUGACUGACACAGUGACCAGUGAUACUGCUCCCUGCAUCUCAACCGACGAAACAGUAGAAGAAGAAACAGAAGUGAAAGGGAAGAAAGGUCCGAAGCCGAGACGAAGGACCACGAGAGCCAGACGCUAG
This is a messenger RNA of Knipowitschia caucasica, 2055 nucleotides long. Lineage: Eukaryota; Metazoa; Chordata; Actinopteri; Gobiiformes; Gobiidae. The record is from the annotation of a GenBank genome assembly.